GACAUUUAUAGGCUGAAAAUGUUUCCUCUCUUUGAAUUAAUUAUUCCUAAGAAAGGUUGCCAUUUGUUUUCCUUCUAAUUCUAAAGAACAAAUGAAACCCACAAAAACAACUCUUUCCCUGCGUUUGAACUCAAGCUUUAUUAAUGGAGGAUAGGAAAGCAAACAUAAUCUCCGUUUCGGCGAUCAGUGGUCUGAUUAUCCUCAUCAUUGUUGCUCGAGUGUUGCUGAAACUUUCCAAGGCAUUUUUCCUCAUUGCAGGAGCAGGAAUUGCAGUAAUCCUUGCAGUAUUCACAUGUAUGGUAAUCAGGGGACGGAACAAUCGCCGGAGGAAAUUGUUAGAGAAGAAAAUUGUAUCUGAAGGUCAGGAGCUGCGGAUAGAGUACAGUUUUCUCCGGAAAGUUGCUGGGGUUCCGACCAAGUUCCGGUACAAGGAGAUUGAAGAAGCAACGGACGAUUUCAGGGCACUGCUAGGCAGGGGAGCCUCGGCUGCUGUCUUUAAAGGUAUACUAACUGAUGGAACUCCUGUUGCCGUGAAAAGGAUCUCCGGCGAGGAGCGGGGGGAGAAGGAGUUCCGAUCCGAAGUUGCGGCGAUUGCCAGCGUGCAGCAUGUGAACCUCGUCCGCCUUCUUGGGUACUGUAUUGUUCCCGGUGGACCUCGGUUCUUGGUCUACGAGUUCAUCCCAAAUGGUUCGUUGGAUUGCUGGAUUUUCCCAAGGGUCACCAGAAACCGCCCUGGCGGCUGCCUGUCAUGGGAUUUGAGGUACAAAGUCGCCAUCGAUGUGGCCAAGGCGCUUUCUUACCUACACCACGACUGCCGGUCAAAGGUAUUGCAUCUUGAUUUGAAACCAGAAAAUAUUCUGCUCGAUGAGAAUUACAGAGCAAUAGUGGCGGAUUUCGGACUUUCGAAGCUGAUGGGGAAAGAUGAAAGCAGAGUUGUCACAACAAUUCGGGGGACUAAAGGGUAUUUGGCGCCGGAGUGGCUCCUGGAGAACGGCGUUUCUGAGAAAUCCGAUAUCUACAGCUAUGGAAUGGUCUUGUUGGAGUUGAUCGGAGGGCGGAGAAACGUGACCGUGAUUCAACAGGGGAAUGACAAGGCUCAGAGGAAAUGGCAGUACUUUCCGAAGAUCGUGAGGAACAAAUUAAAAGAAGGGAAGUUAAUGGAAGCCGUCGAUCAUCGGCUGCUGGAAACCGGCGGCGUUGACGAGAAGCAGUUAAAGAGAAUGGUUUUUGUGGCUUUGUGGUGUAUCCAAGAGAGGGCGGCGCUAAGACCAAGCAUGGCUUGUGUUGUGGAUAUGCUUGAAGGGCGUGUUGCAGUAGAUGAGCCACCGGAGACCCAGAUGAUUGUUGUAGAUUUGUUGGCAAUUGAUGAAGAGGAUCCGGAGGGACAUAACGGGCUGCCGAGAAUUGCAGCGGUGGCAGCACAAGUGGAUAGCGACCCUCCUAGCACUUCUUCAUGCGCAUUUAGCUUGUCAGUUCUCUCUGGGCGGUAGCAGGGAAAAUUGAAAAACUGAGAAAUUUUGGUAACAUAAUUGGGAGACUUCUGAUAUUUGCCUCCAUUGUUUCUGAAUUGUCUUUCAAUCACAAUUGAAAUAUAGAUAGACAUUGAAACUCUAGAUUAGCAUCUCUAAUUUCCAUCGCAAUCCAGACGUCCUACCCAACAAAAAUGAGCUAUUUUUUAUCUUAAGCCAUAAAUUCAAUUACAGUCA
Molecule: messenger RNA, 1706 nt
Organism: Rubroshorea leprosula
Lineage: Eukaryota; Viridiplantae; Streptophyta; Magnoliopsida; Malvales; Dipterocarpaceae
Source: the annotation of a GenBank genome assembly